AUGCAUUUCACUACUGCCAUCGUCGCCAUGUUCAGCACUUUAGUGCUAGCCGACUUCCACCACAACUGUGGCUGCGACAUUCGUGGCUCAUACAGAGUGGACGUAUCUCAGGCAACCUGCCAGCUCUGGAGUACCAACCAGCCCAACUGCCACUUUGACGGCUACUCUUGUGUUGACAAGGGCAUCGGCCGUGGCAUCGAUGGUGCACCCUGGGAGAAGACCUGCAAGGAGGCUUGGCAGAUCGAUUUUGGUGGCAACCCCGACGAUGCAAAGGGCCACUGCUGGCACUAG
Aureobasidium namibiae CBS 147.97 is the source of this 291-nucleotide messenger RNA. RefSeq lists its product as uncharacterized. Lineage: Eukaryota; Fungi; Ascomycota; Dothideomycetes; Dothideales; Saccotheciaceae. The coding region runs from base 1 to 291 and encodes 96 amino acids. The transcript has 3 exons. The record is from RefSeq and is a predicted model, not a curated record.